Acanthosepion pharaonis is the source of this 1344-nucleotide messenger RNA. Lineage: Eukaryota; Metazoa; Mollusca; Cephalopoda; Sepiida; Sepiidae. The record is from the annotation of a GenBank genome assembly.
AUGUGGUCCCAGAGGAACCAACCACUGAAAGUCAAUGUGGUUACAGAGGAACUAACCUCACUGAAAUUCUAUGUGGUCCCAGAGGAACCAACCUCCCCGAAUGUCAAUGUGGUUACAGAGGAACUAACCUCACUGAAAUUCUAUGUGGUCCCAGAGAGAACCAACCUAACUGAAUUCUAUGUGGUCCCAGAUGAACCAACCUACACGAAAGUCAAUGUGGUUACAGAGGAACUAACCUCACUGAAAUUCUAUGUGGUCCCAGAGGAACCAAACUCCCCGAAAGUCAAUGUGGUUACAGAGGAACUAACCUCACUGAAAUUUCUAUGUGGUCCCAGAGGAACCAACCCACACGAAAGUCAAUGUACAGAUGAACCAACCUCACUACAGUCCCAGAGGAGAUUGGUAGGAGGAACUAACCUCACUGAAGUUCUAUGUGGUCCCAGAGGAACCAACCUACACGAAAGUCAAUGUGGUUACAGAGAACUAACCUCACUGAAAUUCUAUGUGGUCCCAGAGGAACCACAACCUACCGAAAAUCAAUGUGGUUACAGAGGAACCAUCCUCACUGAAAUUCUAUGUGGUCCCAGAGGAACCACCCCGAAAGAGGAGGAACUAACCUCACUGAAAUUCUAUGUGGUCCCAGAGGAACCAACCUCCCCGAAUGUCAAUGUGGUUACAGAGGAACUAACCUCACUGAAGUUCUAUGUGGUCCCAGAGGAACCAACCUACAGAAAGGAACCAGAGGAACUAACCUCACUGAAUUUCUAUGUGGUCCCAGAGGAACCAACCUACACGAAAGUCAAUGUCAUCACAGAAGAACCAACCUCACUGAAUUUCUAUGUGGUCCCAGAGGAACCAACCCACACGAAAGUCAAUGUGGUUACGGAUGAGCCAACCUCACUGAAAUUCUAUGUGGUCCCAGUGGAAACAACCUCCCCGAAAGUCAAUGUGCUUACAGAGGAUCUAACCUCACUGAAGUUUUAUGUGGUCCCAGAGGAACCAACCUACACGAAAUUCAAUGUGGUUACAGAGGAACUAACCUCACUGAAAUUCUAUGUGGUCCCAGAGGAACCAACCACGAAAAAGAACCAACCUCAAUGUGUGGUCCCAGAGGAAAACCUCACAAUGUGGAAGUUCUAUGUGGUCCCAGAGGAACCAACCUCCCCGAUGUGUCCCAGAGGUCAAUGUGGUUACAGAGGAACUAACCUCACUGAAAUUCUAUGUCCCAGGAACCAACCUCCCCGAAAGUCAAUGUGGUUACAGGAGGAACUAACCUCACUGAAUUCUAUGUGGUCCCAGAGAGGAACCAACCUCCCAGAGGAACCAACCCCACGUCAAAACUAA